Nomascus leucogenys (northern white-cheeked gibbon) is the source of this 10030-nucleotide messenger RNA. RefSeq names its product zinc finger MYM-type containing 2 (gene ZMYM2). The record is from RefSeq and is a predicted model, not a curated record. Bases 57 to 4190 code for a protein of 1377 amino acids. Gene Ontology annotation, molecular function: zinc ion binding. The transcript has 24 exons. Lineage: Eukaryota; Metazoa; Chordata; Mammalia; Primates; Hylobatidae.
GACCAAGAAUCGCCUUCAGCCCUGUCUGGUGCAUCCUUGGCAGAAAGUUCUUUGGCAUGGACACAAGUUCAGUGGGAGGAUUAGAAUUGACUGAUCAGACUCCUGUUUUAUUAGGGAGUACGGCCAUGGCAACUAGUCUCACGAAUGUAGGAAACUCAUUUAGUGGUCCAGCUAAUCCUUUAGUGUCUAGAUCUAAUAAGUUUCAGAACUCGUCAGUGGAAGAUGAUGAUGAUGUUGUUUUUAUCGAACCUGUACAACCUCCCACACCUUCUGUACCAGUGGUAACUGAUCAAAGAACCAUAACAUUUACAUCAUCAAAAAAUGAAGAAUUACAAGGAAAUGAUUCCAAAAUUACUCCUUCCUCAAAAGAGUUGGCAUCUCAGAAGGGAAGUGUAAGUGAGACAAUUGUCAUUGAUGAUGAAGAGGACAUGGAAACAAAUCAAGGGCAAGAGAAAAAUUCCUCCAAUUUUAUUGAACGAAGACCUCCUGAGACUAAAAACAGAACCAAUGAUGUGGAUUUCUCCACUUCCAGUUUUUCAAGAAGUAAGGUAAAUGCAGGAAUGGGUAAUAGUGGUAUCACCACAGAACCAGACUCUGAAAUUCAGAUUGCUAAUGUUACAACUUUAGAAACAGGUGUAAGCUCUGUGAAUGAUGGCCAAUUAGAAAAUACUGACGGGCGAGAUAUGAACUUAAUGAUUACACAUGUAACAUCACUGCAGAAUACCAACUUGGGAGAUGUCUCUAACGGACUGCAGUCAAGUAAUUUUGGUGUUAAUAUACAAACAUACACCCCAUCUUUAACUUCACAGACCAAGACUGGAGUAGGACCUUUUAAUCCUGGUAGAAUGAAUGUGGCAGGAGACGUUUUUCAGAAUGGAGAAUCUGCAACUCAUCAUAAUCCUGAUUCUUGGAUCUCCCAGUCAGCUUCAUUUCCCCGUAAUCAGAAACAACCAGGGGUGGACUCUUUAUCACCAGUGGCCUCACUUCCUAAACAGAUUUUCCAGCCUUCUGCCCAACAGCAGCCUACUAAACCAGUUAAAGUCACUUGUGCAAACUGCAAAAAACCUUUACAGAAGGGCCAGACAGCUUAUCAACGAAAAGGAUCAGCUCACCUCUUUUGUUCUACCACCUGCCUUUCUUCCUUCUCCCACAAGCCUGCUCCAAAGAAACUCUGUGUUAUGUGUAAAAAAGAUAUAACUACAAUGAAAGGAACCAUUGUUGCUCAAGUGGAUUCAAGUGAGUCCUUCCAGGAAUUCUGUAGUACAUCUUGUUUAUCUCUCUAUGAAGACAAACAGAAUCCUACUAAAGGAGCUCUAAAUAAAUCAAGAUGUACAAUCUGUGGUAAACUAACUGAGAUUCGCCAUGAAGUCAGCUUUAAAAAUAUGACUCAUAAGCUGUGCAGUGACCACUGCUUUAAUAGAUAUAGAAUGGCCAAUGGUUUAAUAAUGAAUUGCUGUGAACAGUGUGGAGAGUACUUGCCCAGUAAAGGUGCUGGAAAUAAUGUUCUGGUGAUCGAUGGUCAACAGAAAAGAUUUUGCUGUCAAAGUUGUGUCAGUGAAUACAAACAGGUAGGUAGCCAUCCAAGCUUCCUGAAGGAGGUUCGAGAUCACAUGCAGGACUCUUUCUUAAUGCAGCCUGAGAAAUACGGAAAACUGACAACUUGUACUGGUUGCCGAACACAGUGCAGGUUUUUUGAUAUGACUCAGUGUAUAGGUCCUAAUGGAUAUAUGGAGCCAUAUUGUUCAACUGCUUGUAUGAACAGUCACAAGACAAAAUAUGCAAAAUCACAAAGUUUGGGAAUUAUUUGCCAUUUUUGUAAGCGAAACUCCUUACCUCAGUACCAAGCCACAAUGCCUGAUGGAAAACUGUAUAACUUUUGCAAUUCCAGUUGUGUGGCUAAAUUUCAGGCUCUAAGUAUGCAGUCAUCUCCAAAUGGCCAGUUUGUAGCGCCAAGUGAUAUUCAGUUGAAAUGCAACUACUGCAAAAAUUCCUUUUGUUCAAAACCAGAAAUCCUGGAAUGGGAGAACAAAGUGCAUCAGUUCUGCAGCAAAACUUGUUCAGAUGACUAUAAGAAAUUGCAUUGCAUAGUUACAUAUUGCGAAUACUGUCAAGAGGAGAAGACUCUUCAUGAAACAGUAAAUUUCUCUGGCGUUAAGAGACCUUUCUGUAGUGAAGGCUGCAAAUUAUUAUACAAACAGGAUUUUGCAAGACGUUUAGGAUUGAGAUGUGUUACUUGCAACUAUUGUUCUCAGCUUUGUAAGAAGGGAGCAACUAAAGAACUCGAUGGUGUUGUGAGAGAUUUCUGCAGUGAAGACUGCUGUAAAAAAUUUCAGGAUUGGUACUACAAGGCUGCAAGGUGUGAUUGUUGUAAAUCUCAAGGAACUCUUAAAGAGCGAGUUCAGUGGCGUGGGGAAAUGAAACAUUUCUGUGAUCAACAUUGCUUACUGCGUUUCUACUGUCAACAAAAUGAGCCCAACAUGACAACUCAGAAAGGACCUGAAAACUUACAUUAUGAUCAGAGUUGUCAGACGUCUCGAACCAAAAUGACAGGUUCAGCACCACCCCCUUCUCCAACACCUAACAAAGAGAUGAAGAACAAAGCAGUUCUUUGCAAACCUUUAACAAUGACAAAAGCUACUUACUGUAAACCUCACAUGCAGACCAAAUCUUGUCAGACAGAUGAUACUUGGAAGACAGAAUAUGUUCCAGUGCCUAUCCCUGUGCCUGUGUAUAUCCCAGUUCCUAUGCACAUGUACAGUCAGAAUAUUCCUGUUCCUACUACAGUUCCUGUUCCUGUGCCAGUUCCUGUUUUUCUGCCUGCUCCAUUGGACAGCAGUGAGAAGAUUCCUGCAGCAAUUGAGGAGCUAAAAAGCAAGGUUUCUUCAGAUCCCCUUGAUACAGAGUUGCUUACAAUGACGGAUAUGAUGAGUGAAGACGAGGGGAAAACAGAGACUACCAACAUCAACAGUGUAAUUAUUGAAACAGAUAUAAUUGGCUCAGAUCUUUUGAAGAACUCUGACCCAGAGACACAGUCCAGCAUGCCUGAUGUACCAUAUGAACCAGAUUUGGAUAUUGAAAUAGAUUUUCCCAGAGCUGCUGAGGAGCUUGAUAUGGAAAAUGAAUUUUUAUUACCACCUGUUUUUGGCGAAGAAUAUGAGGAACAGCCCAGACCUCGAUCUAAAAAAAAGGGAGCCAAGAGAAAGGCUGUAUCAGGAUACCAGUCUCAUGAUGAUAGUUCUGACAAUUCAGAAUGCAGCUUUCCUUUCAAAUAUACCUAUGGCGUAAAUGCAUGGAAACACUGGGUCAAAACUAGGCAACUUGAUGAAGAUCUUCUGGUAUUAGAUGAGUUAAAAUCUUCUAAAUCAGUAAAGUUAAAAGAGGAUCUACUCUCUCACACCACAGCCGAGCUUAACUAUGGGUUAGCUCAUUUUGUCAAUGAGAUCCGACGGCCAAAUGGAGAGAAUUAUGCACCUGACAGCAUCUAUUACCUUUGCCUUGGAAUACAGGAGUACUUGUGUGGAAGUAAUCGAAAAGACAACAUAUUUAUUGAUCCUGGAUACCAAACAUUUGAGCAAGAAUUGAAUAAAAUACUGCGAAGCUGGCAACCAAGCAUACUUCCAGAUGGGUCAAUAUUCUCUCGAGUUGAAGAAGACUAUCUCUGGAGGAUAAAACAACUAGGAUCACACUCUCCAGUAGCUCUUCUGAAUACACUGUUCUACUUUAACACUAAGUAUUUUGGCCUGAAAACAGUGGAACAACACUUAAGACUUUCCUUUGGCACUGUGUUUAGGCAUUGGAAAAAAAAUCCUUUAACGAUGGAAAACAAAGCGUGUCUUCGAUACCAAGUGUCUUCCUUAUGUGGAACAGAUAAUGAAGAUAAAAUUACUACUGGAAAAAGAAAACAUGAAGAUGAUGAGCCAGUAUUUGAACAAAUUGAAAACACAGCCAAUCCUUCCAGAUGUCCUGUGAAAAUGUUUGAAUGCUACUUGUCUAAAAGUCCACAGAAUCUUAAUCAGAGGAUGGAUGUUUUUUAUUUGCAACCAGAAUGCUCUAGUUCUACAGAUAGCCCUGUCUGGUAUACGUCUACUUCACUGGACCGAAACACCUUGGAAAAUAUGCUUGUACGGGUUCUUCUAGUAAAAGAUAUUUAUGAUAAAGACAAUUAUGAACUGGAUGAAGACACAGACUAAAAAGGAACGUUGCAGAAGCAAUCGGGAUAAAACAGCAUUAGAUAGUCAUGCUGCUAGAUCUUUAUUAUGGAAAACAUUUCAAGUUUACUCCUUCUGUUUUGAGUUUUGUAGCAGUGUACCCACGCUGGGUAUUACCAUGUAAAUAAUCUGUGAGUGAAAGUUGCCAUUAUUCUAUGUAGUGGUUUUAGGAUACUUAACAAAUACAUUCAAAUUCUUUUUUUAUUAUUAUUUAUUUGAUUAGGUAUGUUUGUAACUUUUUACAUUACAGAAUAUGAAUGAGAAUGUGCCAUGUAUAAUUUUUUUCUUGUAGUAAGAAACAUCCAUAUUGCACAACUCUACUGUUGCAAAGCUUCCCUGGAAGGGGGCUCUUUUACUGGGUUCUUAACCAGAUGGUUGUGUAUGGGUAGCACUACUAAAAGUUUAGAACUUGCAGUGUCUUUUGGAAUUUUUAAAAUAAACUGUAAACUAAUAGGCUGGGGUUUUUGUUUUGUUUUGGGGUUUUUGUUUUGUUUCACAUUUUAGUUACUGAAGCCUUACAAGGUUAUGUAGAGGGAUACCAUCUUCUGUACCAAAAAUAGACAAGAGAAUGCUGUCAAUAUUGGUGUACUGUAAUGUGAAUCUAUACUGGUGAAAACAGUUUUUUGUUCCCCUUAUUAAAACCUUAGUGUCCUUUUCUCAUUUGUGGCUUUCUGCAUCACCCAAUCAAUAAAAAAACAAAUAUAUAUAUGUAUAUAUAUGUAUGUAUGUGUGUGUGUGUAUAUAUAUAUAUAUAUAUAUAAAAAUGAUUGUAAGUUGAAAACAAGAUCAUCAAGACAUUUCCUUUGUAAAAAUGUCUGGUGAAAGUAUAAAAUUCUGUUUUCUUUUAUGCCAGCCAUAAGUAUCUGAAAUCCUCUUCAUUUAUAGAGGUUUGAUUUUUAUUUCUUUUUUUCCCUCUUAAGGAUACAGAUCAUGCUGCAAUGUUACCUGUGUAGUACUCUAAAACUUAGCAAUUUUAUCAGAAUUCUUGUGCCUGUUUACAUUGGAUAAAAUUGUUUUUAGAAAUUCCACUCCUGAAAUAGUUACAGAAAGUCAAGCUAUGUUAAUUAAGAUAGGAUCACAUUUUAUUAUGAAGAUUACCAGUGUAGUAAUUCUGAUAUUGCAAAUGAUUGAGGAACAAAGAAAGAAACUAAUAGAGAAAGUCAAUCUCAGAGGAAAUCCCAUUUGAUGUUAGAUUGUUUGGCUUUUUAAAUUACUUCUUAUAGAAGAUUGCAUUAAAAAAAAACUUUGUGCUUCUGCAUAGCAAUUUAUCCAUUCAGACCUUUUCUUUUAGAAUAAGGAAACAAAAUCUACUUUCUAAAGACUGAACAAAGUGCUAGCUGCAAAUUAUCUUGAAAUCAUUUGGCUGUUUUCUAGCAUGUGUGUGAUCAUGUUUUCUUCUGAUUCCUGAAUGACCAUGGUAGCAUUAGUGUUUAGAAAUUGUUCAGGGGAAAAUUGAGCUAUUUUUCUUAGUGACUAGCAAUUGCUACACAUCCUUAGACACUCCUCUCUCCCAUAGGAUAAAUGUUACAGCACACAAAAGAAAUUUUCUCAAUUCUGAUUUGGAAAAUUUCACAGGUGUCAUUAUUGUAUAUCUAAGCAAUAAUUAUCUGAAUGUUUUGGCAUAAAAAUUACUUUAUAAUGUUCUAACUUGUUUUGUAAGUUUGAAUGACUUUUCAGUCCCUUGAUUUUAUAUUGUUGAGUGAUAAUCAGACUGAUAGUAGCAAAUCUGAUAUUACAUUACUAAAAUAGAUUGCUGAUUGUCUGUUUAACAAAGACAAGUGGGUAACAUUUAAAAUAUAUAAUACAAAAAUUUCCUCUAACUUACCUUUUUCCAGAACUACUUCUUUAAGCACUUUUCCUAUUAAUGCCUGUUGUUGAUUAAAAGGUGGUUAAUUCUAACCAUCUUUUAGUCUUCAAAGUGGUGCUAUAUUCCAUCAAGAGCAAUAAAGUUUUUCCCAGGUGUCACUUAUUGUAUAUGUUACCAAAUACCAUAAAUUUCUGCCAUAGUACUACUAUCAAGCACCUUGUCUUGCUAUUUACAGUUUCUUCAUUUGUACAUUUUUAGCUUUUCUAAGUGGAAAUGUCUACAUAAUUUUGAUCUUGACAUGAUUGAGGAUUUAGAGCUCUUGUCUUUGUCUUGAUUGCAAUCCAACGAUAGAUUAACUUGAUUCUCAGGGGGAAAAGAAAAAGAAAAACUUAUUUUAUGAGAAUUGUUUGUUCUGUGAAACUCACUUCACCUAGAACACAUUUCAUUGAUUCUUGGAUCUUAGUUUAUGUGGUCAUAGUUGACUGCUGAGAAAAGGACAAUGAAAUGAUAGCAAUUUCCUUUUGCUUCUAGGUGAUCUCUGACUAUAGAUAGCAUCCUGUAAAUACAACUUUAUUGUCUUGAAAUGUUUAUUGAAGAUGCUAUAUUUUUCUGUUCUGUUUUCUGAAGCUUUUGCCAUUUAAAAUGAUCCAGUGAAAAAUAUUUAUCCACAUUGAAGAAAGUGGAUUUCCCAUGCAAAUUGAAUCUUCAUUAACACAUUUUAAAAGGCUUUACUGUAUUAGGUAACAUAGAUAUUAAAGGAUUUUUCUAGGCAAGAAGCUCAACUUUUUUUUUCCAUAAAAAUAAUUUUUGCUUAAAUAGUAACUCAUGGUUUUCUUUUAUUAAAUGGGGUUGUUGUCAGUAUGUUAAACAUUAAAGUAGGAGGAGGAUGCAUAUUGUACUAUGCAUUCAAAUUUAUCACUGUUUUUUCUGACAGACUUUCCCUUUGUCCUUUCUAGUUAUGACUUGGGAAUGGGGUAACUUCUUUAUGCAUAGUAUUAAGGGUUAUAGUAUGAAGAAAUCAUAAAAUUGCAAGUUUUGGUUUGCAUUACUCUAAUGUGGGUUCAUUUAAUCUGAGAUCUUAAAUAUCUUGCAGCCUUAAAUCACUACAAACAUUUGCAUUUUUAUUAUGCCAGUUAUUUCCAAAAUGUAUUGUUAUACAUGUCACUUAUGUUUUUAAGCUAAUAUUGACUGUAGGAUAAUCUCAUUGUUCCCCUCAAAAUAGUCAUGAAAGUGUACAUGAAAAUAUUUUUAAAGAAUAAAUUUCUUUAAAUUACAUACUUUUGGAUUUCCCCCUUAAUAAGCCCCUUACUCAUUUUUAUAGAAUAUUUUGAAUUUCAUUUCUUCCAUUCUACUGUGUCCUGAGGAUUAUAUCAAUUUAGAAGUUGAUGUCCAGAACAGGUUAUCUGUAUCAGUUUGGAUCUCAGAAUAGAAACAACCUAAAGUGCUGUCCCAAUUUGUACUUUUUUUCUUUACUCGGAAGUUAGAUGUCAGAGGGACACCUCAAAUAAGUGACUGUGAUCCCCUGCCUUGUAAUGAAGUGGAAAAGAGAGGGUCCCUAAAAUCUGGGCAAGUGAUGUCCUAAUUAAUUACUGAGUUAAAACAAGUUCAUGAAUUUAGGCCUUUUGGUAAAGAAAGAGAAUGUAAGAUUUAACCAGUAAAUACUAAGAAUAGAACCAAAGAGAGGGCCACAGACCAUUAGUUGUUAAGAGGUAUCAAUCUUAACAGCAUAUUUUCUGUUGUGCAAUGAAAAGAACAAUUGUAGCUCUUUUGGGGAUCUUAGGUCUUUUAUUCUUUCUGGAUGGCUUACACUGAAUCCUUGUGAUUUAUUUAAAGACACAUUUUUCCUGGAGAGGAGAAAGAUCUCUAAAAUAGCCUUAACACUGAGAACAUGCUAGGCCUAAUUUUAAAAGCCCAAUUCAGAUAACUCCUCAGAAGUAAAUGCAGCACAGUAAAAUUCAUUAUCACAACACUUAAUAUUUGUUAUAUGUUUCCUCUGUGCUAAAAGGCUGCUGCUAACCAUGGUAGGGAGGAAGAGAAAGUAAAACAAGACAUUAGUGUUCAAAAACUUACAUCUGUGGGGGGUAAACAAGACAUAUAGUACAUUCAACUCCUAGGGAACUUAGAAUAUUUAUGGUAGGAUAGAAAGAGAUGAUUGUGGACACACAGAAGUACCCCAAAAGGCCAUUAUGGUCUAGAAUAGGUUUCAUACAGAGGAUUACUACCACCUGUGAUUAUAUGGUAUAUAAAACAUGAGAUUCUGUAACCUGGACGUUGCUUUUAGCUCUGUUGGAAAUGGUCAGUAGAGCAAUUUCUGAAUAUUUUGAUGGUACGGUGUUGAUGGCAUCAGUCCUUAUCUGUGGCUUUCAGCCCAACUUAAUACAAGAGGAGUUAAAAAUAGCACCCAAAAGGGGUAGCUAGAGCACCCUCACCAUGCACUAAAGAUAAAUCUAAAAGGUGUUCAAAUACAUUGAAUCAAGAUGAGUAAUCCAACUUCUAGGUUAUGUAGGAUGGAUGGAGCACACAAAUGUCUUGCAAACAUUGUAGAGGUUUUUUUAAACUUCACUAAGGGUUUUUUUUUUAAUAAUAAUUACUUUUGAAAAUAAAAUCUCAACUAUUUUCCAAGUUAUGAGUGUGCUGCUCUUAACCUUAUAAGCAAGAUGAAAUCUUCCCAUUGUGAUUACAUAUUUGUAGUUCUAUAUCGACAUCAGCAGAUGGCAAUAGUAUACAAAUAGUAUACAGCAUGAGGCUUCCAUUGCUUUUAUUUCUUUGUUUAUAAAAAUACUAUAAUCCUUUAUCUGAAACCCUUAGGGUUUUAGAAUUCAGAAUUUUCUCCUUUUCAGAGAUAACAUAUAUAAUGUAGAUUACAUAACACCCUCAAUGGGGCCUGGGGCAACACCCCAUAAUCAAACGUUAGUAUUUCUGUGGUUAUGAAUGAGACGUUCAUAGUAACUGGAAUUAACUAUGUAAGGCAGUAAGCUGUCUGCCUUACAUAGUUUAGGUCAAGUUUUCUCACAAACUUAUGGAAAAACUAGGUUUUUAGAAAUUUUUUGGAUCCCAGAAUUGGUGAUGAGGGAUUGCUGACCUCUAUAAGGAAACUGGUGUCAGGUCUAGAAUUUUCCUUCUAAUGAAAUACGUAGUCAUUUUUCCCCCUUUUUAAAUUGCUUAGCUUUGGUAGAGGUAACUGAAGGCUUUCUUCUUUAGAAUUCGUGUAUUAAGAAAAAUGCAUGAAAUUGUUAGAACAGGCAUAAAUACAAAUGGCAAUUGUAGAGCCAUUACAGAAUUUUGAAACACUUAACAAUUGCUUUCUUUUACUUUUCAUCUUGCCUCAAUACUUGUAGCAUUACAAGUAUUCUACGUAAAUAAACGUUUACGAAGUGCUGCAGUCAUGUCAUGGAGCCAGUCAUUUAUUCAUUCAACAAAUACUCAGAUUAUUCUUCCACACACUAAUUAUUCCAGGUGCUGGGAACACAGAAUUAAGACCCAGCCCUUCCUCUCAAGGACUUCGCGUAGUUUGGGAGAAAUGGGAAUGGGCUGGAAUGUCAGAAUAAGAUGGGCACUUAGGCCUUAUUGAGCAUGAUCACACUUGUAUUUUGAAGUAAAAUACCCGGAUCAAGUAAUUUACCAAGAAGCUACUUUUUGUGACACAGCUCCGUCUCCUGACUGCGGUUCCAGACUUCACCAUUACACCAGUCUAUUCCCAUUCUGGAAAAGGAGAGGUACCAGCUUUUAGGGUGCAGAGAUUAGCAAAUUGAAAAAUAGCAGUGAACCUGACGGAAGGCUCCCGAUCUUUAGAGGUUAUCAAUCAGUGUUUGUUCAUUCCAUUUUUAACCAGUCACCUUGCUGUAAGAGCAGAACGUAAUUGGCUGGAAUGUAAUGUAGGGAAUUUUUCCCUGUUGGAUCCCAAGCACCUAGAGAUGUUCCUAGCACCUAUUAGGUGUUAAUAAAUGUUUGUUGAAUGAAUCAAUGAUUACAAGUACUUUUAAGAAUUUUGAAAAUAAAGGAACCAUUGGAAAUA